Cyprinodon variegatus (sheepshead minnow) is the source of this 288-nucleotide messenger RNA. RefSeq names its product probable E3 ubiquitin-protein ligase HERC1. The record is from RefSeq and is a predicted model, not a curated record. NCBI's taxonomy places the organism in Eukaryota, Metazoa, Chordata, Actinopteri, Cyprinodontiformes, Cyprinodontidae. The transcript has 2 exons. The annotation marks the transcript as partial.
AUGUUUUCUCACGCAGGCCACGGGGACAGCAACAGCCGCAACAUCCCCACUCUGGUCAAAGACAUCAGCAACGUUGGAGAGGUGUCCUGUGGAAGCUCCCACACCAUCGCCCUGUCUAAAGAUGGACGCACCGUUUGGUCCUUUGGAGGAGGCGACAAUGGAAAACUGGGACAUGGAGAUACCAACAGAGUCUACAAGCCCAAAGUGGUGGAGGCCCUGCAGGGGAUGUUCAUCAGGAAAGUUUGUGCAGGAAGUCAGUCGUCUCUGGCGCUCACCUCCACCGGACAG